Striga asiatica is the source of this 2247-nucleotide messenger RNA. The record is from the annotation of a GenBank genome assembly. NCBI's taxonomy places the organism in Eukaryota, Viridiplantae, Streptophyta, Magnoliopsida, Lamiales, Orobanchaceae.
UUUUAAUUUACUAGAAAUAUUUUUAAUUUACAAUUUAGCCAAAUAAAAACCGAAAUUUUCAGUUCCCUAACCCCUAAUUCCCACUUGCAGAAAAUUACACAAACCCAUGGGGGAUGAGACAAAAAACAGUUUGAUUUUUCAGCAAAAAUCUCAGCUACCUUUCUUCAACUUCACACACACGCAUUUGAGGUACGGAUAAAAAGAAAAAAGAACAUUACACAACACAACCCGCUCGCGUCAAAACGACGUCGUCCGAUAUGCUGAAUUUCACCCGACUUUAGCUGAACGUGAAGGAAAAAUGGAAAUUAAGGCCGCCGGCGAUUCUCUUAACCAUCCCGAGGCCCCGAAACCCUAACCCUAAUUCCCAAACAUGUCUUCAUACCCUGAAAAACCCCCAGCCUUAAACCCGAGAAAGACGAAGAAAGAGCGGCGCCGGAGCUGGUCUGAACCCGUUUUCAGCGGCGGCGCCGACCCGAGCGAGACGUUGAAGCGUGUCGUGCUCAAAAUGCGCCACCAUUCAAUUUCCAACUCCGGGUCAACCACCCCUUACUCGGAGUCCGAACCCGACUCCGACUCGUCCAGCCAUAACCCGCUCCCCGCCGCCUCGGAUUACAUCUCCUUGUUGUCCGAUGAAUUGCUGUUGAGAGUGUUUGGGAAAAUAUCGGACACGAAGCAGCACGUUUCCAAUUCCUUGGUUUGCAAGAGAUGGUGUUUUCUCUGCGGAAAGUUGGUCCGAUCGGUGAAGUUGUUCGACUGGGAGUUUUUGGAGUCGGGAAGGUUGACUUUCCGGUUCCCGAAUCUGGUCGACAUUGAUAUCGCGCCGGCCUGUAUCAAAUCCGAGAGGAAUUCAGGGAUUUUGCUGAGCAAUAAGUUAUUGGGGGUUUACUUGAAUUCCUCCGUGCUGGAUACCGAUGGGUUUUUCAUCUGUAAACGGGACAUUUUGGAUUGCUCGGCUGUCGAUAGAGGGUUGAGGAUAUUGUCCAUGGGGGUUCGAAAUUUGAGACGGGCAAUCUUGAUGAACUCCACAGCAGAAGGUCUGAGUUGUUUGGCCGAGGAGUGUGAGUUGUUGCAGGACUUGGAAUUGCAUUACUGUGGUGAUUUUGCUCUGAAAGGGAUUCAUAAGUGCCACAAUUUGCAGAUCCUGAAAUUGAUCGGGAGAUUAAACGGGGUUUACGAUUCAACAGUUACGGAUAUUGGGUUGACAAUCUUGGCUCAGGGGUGUAAGCGAUUAGUAAAGCUCGAAUUGGUGGGUUGUGAGGGGAGUUAUGAUGGGAUUAAAGCGAUUGGGAUGUGUUGCCCGAUGCUUGAGGAGCUGACACUUGGCGAUCACAGAUUGGAGGGUGGUUGGUUGUCGGCCCUUUCGUAUUGUGGGAAUUUGAAAACUUUAAGAAUACAGUCGUGCAGGUGUAUUGACGAGAGCCCGGGACCGGAUGAGCAUAUAGGGUUUUGCCUGAUGCUCGAGGAGUUGCAUUUGAGUCGGUGUCAAAUGCGGGACAAAAGGGGCAUUUGGGCGUUGUUUUUGGCUUGCCGGAUUAUUCGGGAGCUGGUUAUCGAGGACUGUUGGGGUCUGGAUGAUAGUGUAUUUUCCUCUGCAACCAUUUUUAGGAGUAUAAAGUCUCUUUCGCUCGAAGGAUGCUCGUUGCUAACAACAGAAGGAUUAGAAUUAGUAGUUCUUUCUUGGAAGGAUCUCCAUCGACUUAAAGUUAUUUCGUGUAAUAAUGUUAGGGACAGUGAAAUAACACCUGAAAUGGCCCUCUUAUUUUCCAAUCUCAAAGAACUGAAAUGGAGGCCCGAUGCCAAGUCCAUUCUCACAGCGGGCCUCAUGGAUACAGGAAUCGGGCUGAAAGGCGGUCGGUCUUUGAGAAGAAAAUGAUUUUUGAAAGGUUUUCAUCAAAUUUUGUAACUCCAUAACUGGGGAAUAAGUUUUAUCUAUCUACUAUAUAAUUAGGCAACACAUUUGCCAUUUUUAGAAAGUUUUAUGUGGGUCCUACCAUACACUUACUAUUUUUGGAAAAUUCUCACAUUCUUUUACAAGUGUUAUUAACACACGGUUAGUAAGUUUUGUUACACGUUAAAAUACACCCCAAAAAUAUAUAAUUAUAUAUAUAUAUGCAAUAUAUAUGCAUAUAUGUAAUAAUUAUAUAUAUAUAUAUAUAUAUGCAAUAUGCAAUAUAUGUAAUAAAUAUUAAAUCACAUAAUAUAAAUAAAGAGUAUUUCGUAAAUACCUUUUGUAUUUAUUGGUAAUAU